Messenger RNA from Danio rerio (zebrafish), 609 nucleotides. It is a transcript of the gene mrpl27, whose product is annotated as mitochondrial ribosomal protein L27. Lineage: Eukaryota; Metazoa; Chordata; Actinopteri; Cypriniformes; Danionidae. Gene Ontology annotation, biological process: translation. Gene Ontology annotation, molecular function: structural constituent of ribosome. The record is from RefSeq and is marked provisional. Gene Ontology annotation, cellular component: mitochondrion; mitochondrial inner membrane; ribosome.
AAGAUGGCGGCGCUCAUGUCCUUGCUGUUGAGAUCCAAAUCAUGUAUUCUGUUCAGUGAAACGCCCACUGUUGUACUGGCAAGGUUUGCUUCAAAAAAGUCAGGAGGGAGCAGCAAAAACCUUGGAGGAAAAAGUUCUGGUCGCAGAUACGGCUACAAAAAACAAGAUGGGAACUUUGUACAUGCAGGCAACAUCCUCGCAACACAACGCAAGGGUUUAAUGCGCUGGCAUCCCGGAGCUCAUGUCGGUAUCGGAACCAAUAAAACGCUGUAUGCCCUUGAGGAUGGUAUCGUCAGAUAUACUAAGGAGGUUUAUGUUCCUCUACCACGAAGUGCUGAAGCCAGAGAAAACAUCCCACAACUUCCUAAGGGAGCUGUUCUGUACAAGACCUUCAUCAACGUCGUUCCUACAAAACAGGAAAAUAAAUUUACAUUAGUGGACAUGGUGUGAAAAAGACUUCUCUCAACCUCCCCUUGGUCUACUGGCAACCCACCAGGAACAUUUUGAUGGUCUCCUUUCAAAUGUGUUCAGAAAUUGAUCUGGAAUAUAUACAUAAUGAUUUAUUUGUACAGCUACUGUAGUAUUCUAAUAAACAUGUUUACUCAGUAA